CCAUCUUAACCAACUCAAGUCUUCACCUUCUUAAGUAUCGUUUUGUUCCAAAAGUCCUUCGAUUUAUUCUUCUCUUUUAAGACCACUUGAAAAUUUUCAAAACCAUGGGUUUUCGGUUACCUGGAAUUGUUAAUGCCAAGAGAAGUCUUACUCGAUCUCUGUCUGGUGGGAAGAACUUAGAUAUACCAAAAGGUUUCUUUGUUGUUUAUGUUGGUGAGAGCCAGAAGAAGCGGUUUGUGAUUCCAAUAUCAUAUCUGAAUGAGCCUCUGUUCAUGGAUUUGUUGAAUCAAGCUCAUGAAGAAUUUGGAUACAAUCAUCCCAUGGGUGGUAUCACAAUCCCCUGCAGUGAAUACACCUUCCUUGAUCUCGUUUCUCGCUUAAGUGUGUGAGUCAGCGCGAAUGAAGUGAAUCUGGAAUUGGAAUUCGUAUCAAAACAUCCUCAUUUCAGAACUCACUGAUUUGAGGGAUGAAGAAGAGGGUGCGAGGGAAAACUUCUCUAAUCCUCAAGCUGCUUCUGAGGCUGGGAGCUGAGCUGAUCAAGACAAGAAAUUAAUUGAACUCAGAAUUAUGAUAUACCAUUAACCUUCUCAGAGUGUUGGCUCAAAUCAGGAUUCGAACUUGAUCUCAAAGAAAAAUAGAUACUUCAGUUAGAUUCUGUUUUUUUUUAUCCAAUGUAAACUCUUCUCUUGUUCUCCAGGAUAAUCUGGGAAUCUAUAAUUGAAUUCCUCAUUCAUCUUGGUGUUUUUGGUUUUA
Messenger RNA from Rosa rugosa (rugosa rose), 753 nucleotides. RefSeq names its product auxin-induced protein X10A-like. The transcript has a single exon. The record is from RefSeq and is a predicted model, not a curated record. Lineage: Eukaryota; Viridiplantae; Streptophyta; Magnoliopsida; Rosales; Rosaceae. Bases 105 to 389 code for a protein of 94 amino acids. Gene Ontology annotation, biological process: response to auxin.